GCGGAAGUUGCUUGUUCAUCAUACAUUUUCAAAGAUGGCUCUUGCUAGUGUGUUGAGCAGUGAUUCUGCCGAUUUUUCCUUUGAAAGUGGUCAGCCCUUUGCUUUUGGUUGUGGACCCGGGCCGAGGGGUCUGGAGUUAGAAGCUGCGCCCGGGGACAGCCUCAGUUUUGCCGUUAAAAGCCCGCUGUGUUCCGGAGACGAGGAUGGCGUCGAAAGGAAGAUAGAGUUUCUGCACGGAACCACCACUUUAGCAUUUAAAUUCCAGCAUGGAGUUAUUGUCGCGGUGGACUCUCGGGCCACAGCAGGCUCCUACAUCGCCUCGCAGACGGUGAAGAAGGUCAUUGAGAUCAACCCCUACCUACUGGGUACUAUGGCCGGAGGAGCUGCAGACUGUAGCUUCUGGGAGCGCCUGCUGGCCCGCCAGUGUCGCAUCUACGAGCUGCGCAACAAGGAGCGCAUCUCAGUGGCAGCUGCCUCCAAGCUGCUUGCUAACAUGGUGUACCAGUACAAAGGCAUGGGACUUAGCAUGGGAACCAUGGUCUGUGGCUGGGACAAGAGAGGACCAGGAUUGUACUACGUCGACUCAGAGGGGAACCGGGUGUGUGGCGACUUAUUUGCUGUGGGGUCAGGCUCCAUGUACGCCUACGGUGUGAUGGACAGCGGCGUGCGGCACGACCUGACAGUGGAGGAGGCCUGCGAGCUCGGCCGGCGUGCCAUCUACCAGGCCACGUACCGUGACGCCUACAGUGGAGGGCAGGUCAACCUGUACCAUGUCCAUAGCGAGGGCUGGACCAGGGUCUCCCAGGAUGAUGUGCUUGUGUUGCACCACCAAUACAAGGAUCAGGCGUAGCUGCAGAAAACAACAUAAUGUAGGGUGGGGUGGGGUUGGGAGAGAUCAGGGAAGGGGUAGGAGUUUAUUCUAGUAUCCAGUAAUUACCAGUUCUGACAUGUCAGUAAGAUAAGACACAUAAUAAAAAGGACUCAUCUGCAGAUUGACUUUGACUCACAUUUCUUCUGUGACUUGUUGCUAGCUUCAAGCCUUUAUAUUGUACAUUUUUAACAAUGCGAGUGAGCUCCACUCACCCUGCACAGAGUAUGAUUUGAGGGCUGCAGAGACAGGGCCGAUGACUCAAACAUGCUUUAAUACAGUGUGGGAGUAGUGUGGUGCUUGCCCUACAUACAUUUCAUUUGGAUUGUACUCUUAGAAACUACAUCUCCUCCUUCAAUAAAAUCUGUGAUGUUCUCUUUUUUUUUUUCUUCCCAAGA
Molecule: messenger RNA, 1266 nt
Organism: Archocentrus centrarchus (flier cichlid)
Lineage: Eukaryota; Metazoa; Chordata; Actinopteri; Cichliformes; Cichlidae
Gene: psmb5
Product: proteasome 20S subunit beta 5
Exons: 3
Coding region: 35-850 (271 amino acids)
Cellular component (GO): cytoplasm; proteasome core complex
Molecular function (GO): threonine-type endopeptidase activity
Source: RefSeq, a predicted model, not a curated record